This is a messenger RNA of Diachasma alloeum, 2023 nucleotides long. Its product is annotated as alkylated DNA repair protein alkB homolog 8. The record is from RefSeq and is a predicted model, not a curated record. Gene Ontology annotation, biological process: tRNA wobble uridine modification. Lineage: Eukaryota; Metazoa; Arthropoda; Insecta; Hymenoptera; Braconidae. Gene Ontology annotation, molecular function: S-adenosylmethionine-dependent methyltransferase activity; tRNA binding. Gene Ontology annotation, cellular component: cytoplasm; nucleus. Bases 255 to 2009 code for a protein of 584 amino acids. The transcript has 7 exons.
GUGAGGUUAAGUCACAUGUUUUUGGGGGAACAGCAGAGUUUAUGGGAUUUCUGAGGGGUUUGUUAGACUAGAAAUGGGGAGAACCCUUACCUGAAGGUUUCUGACGAGUUUUUAGAGAGGAUCAAGGUGAUUUGAUAGAGAAUUCUUUGUUGUUUAGAGGAACUUUAUCAGACUGUCCGGCUAGUUUUUGUAUUGUUGCUGCGUCGAUACUGCAGAGUUUUGGAUUUUCUAGAGGACGAGUUUUCGUUAAGGAAAUGAGUGAGAGAGGGACUGUUGACGCGAGGAAGUGCUGGAGGAAGCAGAAGAGGGCACAGCACAGACUUUCGAGGGAUAUGGGGAUCAAUUGUUGUGAUACUCCUACUCAGAAUUUAGUCAUUUGUAAUGCUGGAUUGGUGACUGGUUUCACACGUCAGAAUCUGGAAGACAUUCUACGAAAUUCUUGUGAUUUGGUGAAGAAUUAUGAGAUUUUAAUGCCUCCGGGGAAGUCGUACUGCUUUGUUCAAUUUCCAAGUCCAGAAAUUGCUUCGAGAGUUUAUGGUAGGGUCAAUGGACAGGUCAUCGAUGGACAAGAGUCUCCUCUGUAUUUAACAUUUUCAGAAUCACUGCCAAAGUUGGAAGACAAUUCGAUGUCUCCCGACUUCCCUCCAGGUCUGAGGAUUAUCGAGGACUUCAUAACACCUGAGCAAGAAAUUUUUCUACUGGAAAAUGUCCACUGGAAUGAGAAGGAUUCGUCCUCAGAGCUGAAACACAGGAAAGUCAAACAUUUUGGGUUCGAGUUUCGUUAUGAUACUAAUCGAGUCGACCCAGACGACCCCAUCACUCCAAUUCCUGAGGUUUUUAGGUUUCUGCAGAAGCUAUUUAAGGAGCACCACUGUGGAGAGUUCGUUUACGAUCAAUUGACAAUCAAUCGGUAUUUGCCUGGUCAAGGCAUUCCACCCCACAUCGACACUCAUAGUGUCUUCGAGGACCCAAUCCUGAGUCUAUCACUGGGCUCAGCCUGCGUAAUGGAUUUCAAGAAGAACGAGAAGAAAAUUCACAUUCCUCUUCCUCCUCGGUCGCUACUAGUAAUGUCUGGGGAGUCUAGGUAUGCCUGGUCCCACGGGAUAUGCCCUCGACACAGUGACAUCGUGUCAGACGAUAAUGGCAUUACUACAAGACAGAGAGGCACUCGUACAUCAUUCACUUUUAGAAAAGUGAGGAGAGGAGAUUGUCAGUGUUAUUUCGACGAGUACUGUGAUACGGUGGAUAAAUACAGCAAAAAUAUAGAUGACUCUGUAGCCCCAGGGCUAGAAUUAUCUUAUGUGCAUGAGGUAUAUGAAGAAAUUUCGAGUCACUUCGAUGAGACAAGACACAAACAGUGGCCCAAUGUAGCUAAAUUCCUUGAGAGUAUUGAGCCAGGAAGUUUUUUACUCGAUGUUGGAUGUGGAAAUGGAAAAUACCUGAAUGAAACCCCAGGGAUUUUUAAGGUCGGCUGCGACAGGAGUUCAGGAUUAACUGGGAUCUGCAGAAAAAGAUCCUUUGAGGUUUUCCUAUCCGACUGUCUCCAAUUACCAUUUAAAUCGAAUUCUCUGGACGCUGCAAUAAGCAUCGCAGUGAUUCAUCAUCUCUCGACCCCAGAGAGACGGAGAUCCGCUUUUCUAGAGAUUCUCAGAGUACUGAGACCUGGGGGAAGGUGUUUGAUAUACGUUUGGGCUAAGGAGCAGCACAGGAACUCGAAGGACUCGACUUACCUUCGGUUUAAUCCCAAGAAAAACGAGGGUUCAGGGAGCAGGGAGCUGCAGAAACUCUUUCAGGGACUUGCUCUUCCUGUCCACGAGAAUCGAACGAAUUUCAGUCACAGUGACGUCCUCGUCCCCUGGAAGAGGAAGGGAGGGGGCGAAUUUCUGAGGUACUAUCAUGUUUUUGAGGAAGAAGAGUUUGUGGAACUUUGUAAAGGCCUCAUUGAAUCAACAGUUGAGAGGAUUUACUACGAUCAAGGGAAUUGGUGUACCAUUUUGAAGAAAAUAUAGUUUUUUACAGUCAA